AUGGCCUCUUCAACCUUCAUGUGCUUAUUCCUUUUGGCUCUUGGGGCUACCACAGUCCUCGCUCAGGCUCCUGGUCCGGCACCUACUCAGUCGCCUCCUUCACCAGCCUCUGCACCAGCGCCCAAGGCUCCGACUCCAACUCCAGCUUCUCCGCCAAAGACAGUAACUCCGGCAACGUCUCCUUCUCCAGCGGUUGGACCACCGACAGAAGCUCCGCCACCAGCGACUACACCAACAACUCCUCCAACUGUAGCUCCGCCACCACCGACUACACCUACAAGUCCUCCAACUGUACCUCCAUCUCCACCUUCUCCAAUUUCCGUUCCUCCCAGUGAAUCUCCAGUGUCUCCCCCAAGCACUGCCGCUUUAAACAGAGUCGCUAUCGCUGGAUAUCUAGGCGGUGUGAUCGCUACUGUUGCUUUGUUAAUUUAG
Molecule: messenger RNA, 432 nt
Organism: Mangifera indica (mango)
Lineage: Eukaryota; Viridiplantae; Streptophyta; Magnoliopsida; Sapindales; Anacardiaceae
Product: classical arabinogalactan protein 5-like
Exons: 1
Coding region: 1-432 (143 amino acids)
Source: RefSeq, a predicted model, not a curated record